This is a messenger RNA of Gymnogyps californianus (California condor), 1122 nucleotides long. RefSeq names its product ELAV-like protein 3. Gene Ontology annotation, cellular component: ribonucleoprotein complex. Lineage: Eukaryota; Metazoa; Chordata; Aves; Accipitriformes; Cathartidae. The record is from RefSeq and is a predicted model, not a curated record. Gene Ontology annotation, molecular function: RNA binding.
AUGGUGACGAUUCUGAGCACGGUGGAGGCCCAGGCUCCCAGCACCCCGGGGCCAUCGGGCUGCGGCCCCGUCCCCAUGGCCGUGCCGGUGGUGGCGGUGCCAGGGCCAGGGGUGGCGGCAGCGCUGCCCAAUGGGGCCCCCCCAGGCCCCGCUGUGGCCGACGACAGCAAAACCAACCUGAUCGUCAACUACCUGCCCCAGAGCAUGAGCCAGGAGGAGCUGCGGAGCCUCUUUGGCAGCCUCGGGGACAUCGAGUCCUGCAAGCUCGUCCGCGACAAGGUCACCGGACAGAGCCUGGGCUAUGGCUUCGUCAACUACGUUGAGGCAGGUGACGCUGACAAGGCCAUCAGCACCCUCAACGGCCUCAAGCUGCAGACCAAGACCAUCAAGGUGUCCUAUGCUCGGCCCAGCUCGGCCUCCAUCCGUGACGCCAACCUCUACGUGAGCGGCCUACCCAAGGCCAUGGGGCAGAAGGAGAUGGAGCAGCUCUUCUCCCAGUAUGGCCGUAUCAUCACCUCCCGCAUCCUCGUCGACCAGGUCACAGGUGUCUCGCGGGGGGUGGGCUUCAUCCGCUUUGACAAGCGCGUGGAGGCAGAGGAGGCCGUCCGGGGGCUGCACGGGCAGAAACCGCUGGGCGCCGCCGAGCCCAUCACCGUCAAGUUCGCCAACAGCCCGGGCCAGAAGUCAGGGGGGGCCCUGCUCAGCCUCUGCCCCAGCGCCCGCCGCUAUGGCGCCCUGCACCACCCCCCCCAGCGCUUCCGGCUCGACAAUUUGCUGAAUGUGGCCUACGGCGUGAAGAGGUUCUCCCCGCUGGCCAUUGAGGCGGUGCCAGGGCUGGCCGGGGUGGGCCUGGGGGCCCCGACCGGCUGGUGCAUCUUCGUCUACAACCUGGCGCCCGAGGCGGAUGAGAGCGUCCUCUGGCAGCUCUUCGGGCCCUUUGGUGCUGUCACCAACGUCAAGGUCAUCCGCGACUUUGCCACCAACAAGUGCAAGGGCUUUGGCUUUGUCACCAUGACUAACUACGAGGAGGCAGCCAUGGCCAUUGCCAGCCUCAAUGGCUACCGCCUGGGCGACCGUGUACUCCAAGUCUCCUUCAAGACCAGCAAACAGCACAAGGCCUGA